Penicillium salamii is the source of this 1002-nucleotide messenger RNA. The record is from the annotation of a GenBank genome assembly. NCBI's taxonomy places the organism in Eukaryota, Fungi, Ascomycota, Eurotiomycetes, Eurotiales, Aspergillaceae.
AUGGCGGAUACUAUCAACCCCUUGGAUACUCUUCCAGCCUCCCCUGAUCGGGAUCUAUACUCCGUCUCCCCCGCAGAGACAUCACUGGACUCACCCGAGCCAGAAGAUGACAUCAAGGAGGAAGAUGAUGAGAGAAAGCCCACUAAGAAGAGAAAGUCGUGGGGACAAGAACUCCCUACACCCAAAACAAACCUCCCCCCUCGGUAUGUGCACAGCGUGGAAACUAUGUCGAAUCGGAGCCUGGUCGCUAAUACAGAGAACAGCAAACGCGCCAAAACAGAUGAUGAGAAGGAACAGCGGAGGAUAGAACGGGUUCUCCGGAAUCGCGCGGCGGCUCAAACAUCACGAGAGCGCAAGCGCCUGGAGAUGGAGAAGUUGGAGACCGAGAAGAUUCGCAUGGAGCAACAGAACCAGUUCCUCAUCCAGCGUCUCUCCCAAAUGGAGACGGAGAACAACCGUCUGAGCCAACAAGUGGCCCAGCUCUCCGCCGAGGUCCGUGGGUCUCGCAGUGCGACUCCCAAAGCCAGCUCCCCCGCCAUCGAAUCCCCAACUCUCACCCCCACUCUCUUCAAACAAGAAGGCGAUGAACUCCCCAUGGAGCGGAUUCCCUUCCCCACUCCUUCCGUUACCGACUACUCCCCCACCUUGAAGCCCUCCACUCUGGCUGAGGCCUCCGACGUGACACAACAUCCUGCCGCGGUGUUGUGCGACCUGCAGUCUCCUCUUUCUGACGAUGACUUCCGUCGCCUGUUCCACGGUGAUUCACCCGCUGAGCCAAAUCCUUCUUUCCCUGAAGACGGGUUUGCCUUUGACGUUCUCGACGGAGGAGAUCUAUCGGCAUUUCCCUUUGAUUCUAUGGUUGAUUUCGACCCCGAGUCUGUCGUCCUCGAAGGCGUCACCGGUCUUUCGGAUGAGACUUCUCACCAGACUGUUAGCUUGCAGCCCAGCCAUGGCGCGUCCACUUCGCGAUGCGACGGGCAGAGCAUUGCAGCAAGCGGUUAG